CCUUGCCACCGUCGCACAAGUGAAGGAAUUUUCGUAGCGCCUGGUGAGUUCCCACCCGUGGAAUGUGUUAGUGCUUCAAACCGAAAAAAACACCCAAACUAAUGUCUGGGCAUUAAAAAGUGCUACCUAACAUAUUAGUAAAGAUGAAAUAUGCAAGAAAAAGCCAAGUAGUUGACAAGUUCGAAACCUCUACCCAUAAAGGACCAAAGUGAAAGUGCGCUGGAAUCUAUAAAUACUCCUUGGGUAACUAGACCAAGUCACGACAGAGCAACCAACUAUUACCCACCUCCUUUGGCCAAGUGCAUGUCGUGCUGCUGCUCAUUGGUUUCGCCUUGGUCUGGUCUAGUUUUUGGCCUCAGCAUGGAGGUGUAGGAGUAUACGCAGCACGCCGACCACUGCGCAUGCCACAAGCCCGGACCCGAACUCGCACCCCCCGCCAAUCGAGGCCAGCAGAAAAGCUGGGGCACAAAAAAAAGUAGGAGGAACAGCAGGUGACACCUGCAGCACCACCUGCCCAAAUAAGGAACCGAAGGAACUAGAAGUCUAGAGACAAAACUAGCUAUCCAAGGAACACAAAGAUCGCAAGGAAUUCAAGCAAUCCUAGAAAGCCCUGAAAUCGAGGAAAGCCAAACCAUUCAGAACCCAUCAUAUUUCCAGGACCUAAAUACGAGAAAUUCUUUAAACACAUAAGAAACUAAAGGGUUUCAAGGAAACCAAGAAGUUUAACAACAUUUUCAAGGUACCUAAGGAGGCCAAAGUGUCCCACAAAUUUGAGGAGUUGAAAAAACCCAUGGAACGUGAUAAUUGCAAAGAAUUUGAGAAACUAGGAAACUGACAUAACGCAUAGGCAAGAAAGGAAAUUCAAGAAUUGCAAGGAAUCAAGAAUUUAGGAAAUCCAGAAAUCAGUAACAGAAAUGGCGGCAGUAGUCCAUGGUUGCAGCAGUCCUCGGCAGCGAUCCUGCAACGGCAGUAGUUCCCCGGGAGGUCACCAUGGGUCCUCCUCCGCCUAUCACAAUGUUCCCAAAUACUCGAGGGCCACCAGUCAAACGCUGUAUGCCACCACUCAGCAGUUUUUCGCCGGCAACAUGCCGGACCCGAGCUACGGCUAUGGAAUGUCCUCCUCCGGCGGUCAGCGACCACUUUCCGCUUCCGCUCUGCCGGAAACUGCGGCGGCCAGCCGGAACUAUUGGGGUCACCACAACGCAUUCUAUCACACGGGCGGCAGGCAUUACAGUAAGCGGAAAUCGGCCGUGGAAUUGCUAGCGGAAUCGAAGCCUUUCUAUAUCAAAUCGGAGGCGGUAUUCGAGCGACUGCAGCAGGCUAGCUAUCGCAACGGUGGUGGUAACAAUGGAGUAACCAGCGGUAAAAGAGGUCGCCGGCCGGAGGAAACGCACUCUGUGCAUGGUCACCAUGGCUACGAACUGGAGGACAGGCGGUACAUGAGUCUAAAUCACAGCCGCCAGCAGCAGGUGCAACAGCAACAGCAGCAACAGCAACAGCAGUAUCUGCACAAUCACCAUCCCCACCCACACCCACACCAGCACCCGCACUCCCGCCACGCCCAAGGCCAAGGUCAAGGUCGCUCAGGAGGAGGAGGCGGCGGCGGCGGAGCAGCCGUUAAUAACAACCUACUGCAGCACAAGUUGCGCAUGCUACUCGGCUCGGAGGCUGGAAAGGAGCGAAAUGGCGGAACCUUGAGGCGCCACGAGCUGAACGACGGGUCCAGUGCGGAGCUCCUGCCCACGGACUACGGCGAGGAGGAGGUCGGAGGUCAGGCGGGCGCCCUGCGCAUUCCCCCGCCCCUCUACAUGCCCACCCACAGUUUCGGGCGGGACGGCGAGGAGCCGCUCGUGCUCACUGAAAACUAUCGGCCCAUCAGCCCGCCCGCCGAAUAUGCAGCCAAAUCGGGACAGGCUCACAACGAUCGCUACAGAUACAACUACCAGCGUUCGUACUCACACUCUCAUGAGGUGCCCAAUUCGGGUGAGGACCGCAGUGCUCCGUACCCCUCCGGCGACUACAACAUCAAUAGCCACAAGUCGCUGCCGGACUUGCACACGCAGAUCAGUCGCCAUUCGCCGCACAGCGAGAUCCUGAGCUGCUGCAGCCGUGGCAACCGGUCGAUAAAGUCCGCCGGCGAGUCGUCGAUCAAUCGGGAUUCGGGCGGCAGCUCCGGCCACUACACCCAUCGCAGCGAACCCUGCUAUAAGCGGGAGCGACAACGGGAUGUGGCCGCCCCGGCGAGCGGUACAAUCAAGAAUUGCUGCACUUUGGUGGCCACGACGCGCCGAGAUAGUGGCUCCUCCACCCAGCACAGUGCCAACUCCUACUGUGGCUAUGUCACCCCGGCAGGGGAUUAUUCUGGGAUGAGUGGACGCAACACGGAGUGCUUGGAUUGCCGCUGCAAACAGGACACUUCCGCGAUGGGCUCGGAUUAUCUGCUGAAUUUCACGCCCACGCCGGAGGUUCCGGAGGCCUUUCAGGACGACUACACCCCCACGCCUCCUUCGCCCAGGCUGAAGACCCAGACGCCACGAUACUCGAGCUCCUCCAGUCAGCAGCUGCACACCAGCUCCCAGGGCUACACGAGCAUCAAUCACUCGCAGAGCUCGCUGGUCCAGAGCCCCGGUUCGGCGCCAUCCGUGGACGACAUCAGUCCGCCGCCCAUUCAGUUCAAAAGGCAGCGCUGCAUUCGCUUCAAGAACCGCAAUCGACUGCCGGUUCAAGGAGAAAUGGUAGGACCACCAGGAUCGGGUGGCCUGGUGGCCGCAGGAUCUGGAGUAUCUGGAGGAAUGGCCACGGCCGGCGGUGUCGGAGUGCUGGCCGCCUACAAGCAGCAUCGCGGCAGUGUGGACCACGAGAACGUGUUCUUCCCCAAAGGUUUCUCCUCGGAGGUCUACCACAACAGCUUGGACAUGGAGAGGGAGGCCCUGAACGCCAGCAUUUCGGAGCUGGAGAAGUUCUUCGAUCGCCUGGGCCUGAAUGACGAGGCCUUCCAUGAGAUCUACAGUCAACCAAGGAGACAGCACCACUCCGAAACGGACGAUGCCUCUGAUGACUCCAGCACGGUCUUCUUCUCGGACGUGAGCACCGUGGACUCGAUGAGAUUGCCAGAUAGCACGGAAACGCAGCCGCAGGCCACGCAGGCAUACCGACCCUCGGAGCCGCCGUCGAUUGUGGAACGCAAUGCCAGGAUCAUCAAGUGGCUGUGCAACUGCAAGAAGAUGCAGUGCACCUGAGGAUCGCCGGGGCAGUGCAGCUGCGGAUUCGGAUUUGGAUUUGGAUUCGGACGCUAGCGCUUCACUGGCUUAAUAACUCCACUCGACCACCCCGAUUUCUAAACGACUGCGAUGCAACAAAACACUGAUCACUAAUAGAUGGGUGUGGUGAUUUUGAAGGUUGUAAAACUGACACAAGGACGAAAAGUAUUCUAGGGGAAUCAAAUUUAAGCUUUUCAAAGUCAAAGGGUAUUUUUAAAAAAGUAAAUGGCUUUUUUUAAAUACUCCUUGACUUUGGAAAGCUCAAAUUUGGCUAACCAAAUAAACUAAUUACAUAUCUUAAAAAAAAGUAAUUUCUUAACCACUUUUGCUCUGAAAAUAACUUAAAGAAUAUUCAAAGCUCAACAUUACAAGUACUUAAAUUUAAAAUAACAAAAGCAACAUUAAUGCUUAUAUACGGUUAAUAAAUAUUUUCUGCUUCACUAAGAAGUAAAACAAACCAUUUUAUAGUCAGAGUUUAUUUAAAUACCUACAGAAAAGCUACAAUAAUGUAUUUGCAUAAAAAGGAUAAGGGCUUUAAAAUUGAUUUUGAAAUACUGCACAUAUAAAAUAAAGGUUACAAAUUAAACGUAUACUUUUUUAAAUACGAAAACGAAUAUAAUAAAAUGUGAAGGCUUAAGAAUUAUCCAAUAUGAUUUAAGACAACCGAUACAAAUAAUUAAAAGAUCUUAAAACUAAAAAAAGUUCAUAUUUAAAGCACGAAAAUGAAUUUAAUUUGAAAACACCAAAGAAAAUUAUUAAUAAUGUUUUUUUCUCACUACUUUUGCAAAAACAGCUUACAAAAUGUACUCAGAGAUAACUUUUCGUCCUUGUGUUUGGUUUUCUCCAACAAAAUUACCCAUCUGUCCACGAAAAUCCACAAAAACACUGCUCAAGAAGUACAAUUAAGUCAGUUGAAUGUUUCGAACAUGAUUAGCAUGGUUAGCCUCACCUACCUGUACAAUGGAACUAGGAAUUACGAGAGCAGGAGUCUCGAUUUCUCGAUUUCCCGAUUUCUCGAUUAUGGAUGUGCGUUUUUCCUCCUUUGAUGCGCUUGUUCUCGCGCAGAUCAAUUACACCAUUGAUAUUUGUAUUGCCAACGGUAAUGAUAUUGAUAUUGUCUUACGUAUACUAAUCAACUAGCAAGCGAUCGUUCAUAUUACUCUUAUACACAGCGGUAUUAUUAGAUGAAUUAUUGUACAAUUAGUUCUUAUAACUUAUAUAUAUAUACAUAUACAUAAACGACUAGUUGCCAAAGAAAAAACAAAAAAAGUACACGAAACCACUAAAAUCACAAAUUGAAAUUGAAAUGAACCUACCUAUUUAUGUAAUUGUACAUGGUUUGCAUGGCGAAUAAAUAAAAUAUUUAUGAUUAUCAAAUUAAUUGAAAUAUACAUA
Molecule: messenger RNA, 4655 nt
Organism: Drosophila elegans
Lineage: Eukaryota; Metazoa; Arthropoda; Insecta; Diptera; Drosophilidae
Exons: 5
Coding region: 915-3239 (774 amino acids)
Source: RefSeq, a predicted model, not a curated record